Epinephelus fuscoguttatus (brown-marbled grouper) is the source of this 2337-nucleotide messenger RNA. Its product is annotated as haloacid dehalogenase-like hydrolase domain-containing 5. Gene Ontology annotation, cellular component: mitochondrion. Gene Ontology annotation, biological process: glycerophospholipid biosynthetic process. The record is from RefSeq and is a predicted model, not a curated record. NCBI's taxonomy places the organism in Eukaryota, Metazoa, Chordata, Actinopteri, Perciformes, Serranidae. The transcript has 8 exons. Bases 161 to 1486 code for a protein of 441 amino acids.
GUCAGAUUAUAGCUGAGAAAACAUCUGAGGAAGAAAAAAUAAAACAACAAGCCGAUCAGCCAGCGCGGCCGGACCGAGCCGGCUCCAGCUCCAGCUCCAUGCCGGGUCCAUUUGAGUUUUAUUCUUUUCUCUUUUAAAAACCCGGUGCUAAACAAAGGAGAUGAGGGGACUCCUGACGUUUUACCGGGGCCUAUGUACCCUGAGUAACCGCCAAGCCAGACGCAAAGCUGGGAUUGUUGGUUCUCGGUGCGGGCUUUGCGGAACUCAGUCAAACAGCAAGCAACAGCCAAGAUUCGGACUGCUGUUUGACAUUGACGGCGUGCUCAUCCGUGGAAGGCUGCCAAUCCCUGCUGCAAAAAAGGCGUUCGAGAAGUUGAUCGACUCUCAGGGACAAUUUGUGGUGCCAGUCGUUUUCGUCACAAAUGCAGGGAAUUGCCUCCGACAAACAAAAGCAGACCAACUCUCUCACAUCCUGGGUGUACCUAUUACACAAGAUCAAGUCAUCAUGUCCCAUAGUCCCCUGAGGAUGUGUAAGAAGUUUCAUGAUAAGUGUGUGCUCGUCUCAGGACAGGGACCGGUCUUGGAAAUUGCUAAAAAUGUUGGCUUUAAGAAUGUCGUCAGUGUUGAUAUGCUGAGGGAAUCGUUCCCACUGCUGGACAUGGUGGAUCACAACAGGAGACCCACAAUGCCGUCCACACCUGUCGGAAACCUCCCUAAGAUUGAAGCCGUGGUUCUGUUCGGGGAGCCGAUUCGAUGGGAGACCAACCUGCAGCUGAUAAUUGACACUUUGUUGACCAACGGUAACCUCAACGGCGUUCACCAAACCCAAAAGACGCCUCACCUCCCCCUGCUGGCCUGCAACGUGGACCUAAUGUGGAUGGCUGAGGCACAUUCUCCACGGUUUGGCCACGGGACCUUUCUUGUGUGCCUAGAGAACAUCUAUAAGAAGAUCACAGGUAAAGAUCUGAAGUACGAGGCGCUCUUGGGAAAACCCAGUGAGCUGACCUACCAUUUUGCAGAGUACCUCAUCAGAAGCCAGGCCAUGCAGAGGCAGUGGAAACUUCCCAUCACUUCCCUUUAUGCUAUAGGGGAUAACAUUAUGACUGACAUCUAUGGCGCCAAUCUAUACAACCGCUACCUGGAGGAAAGAGCUGCUAGAAAGAACCCCAAAGCCGUUGCCAAGAUGGUCUCCGCCACCGGGUCCACCACUGCGGUGCCCCAGGAGGAGGAGAGCGACAAUCUGUGGGAGAGCGAGCUGGCGCUGCCCACCGCCACUUCCUGUAAGUCUAUUCUCGUCUGCACAGGGGUCUACAACCCCAACGAAGAGGUGCCGUCUGAUGCAAACCACUGCAUCAAAGAGACCGUGUUCCACGGGCACCGGGACUUCAGAUUCGACCCUGCGCUGGUGGAGCCAGACCACAUCGUGCAGGACGUGGACAAAGCUGUCGACCGCAUCUUUGAGCAGGAGAAGUUUGUGCCUCAGUAGAGUUUUGAGCCAACAGGUUUUGUGUGAUCAUGAAGGUCCUGGUAGAGGGCAGCUGGAGCAUUAACGCCACUUAAUGUGUAAACCUGUAAGAGCCUAACACUGUGGACAUUGUUUUACCACCUGACAGGGCAUUGACAAAAUAUGGGUCAUCCUCUAAACUUUCAACGUUGAGACAAACUUUAGAGAAAAGUAAUCACGUAACUGUUACCGUCAACCGCUCUUUUAUAUUGUUUUUGUGAUAGUCUUUAAUUACCUGUUUUCAUUAAGGAAAAUUUUAAGGAACUGCCUUAUUUGACCCUACUAAGUAUUUUUUUAGAUGAUAGUAACGUUUUAGAUAAUUGCAAAUCCUGAAAUCAUCCUAUAUUUAUUACAAGACUUUACCAGUGUUUUUAAGAAGCAUAUUCAGAUAACGGUCGACCUUUAUUCUCAAGGUGAAUUUUUAUUAUUGCAUUUUAAGUCAUUUGUUUACCCAUUUAUCCUGAAAAAUCUAUGCAUGAAUAUGAGAGUAAUACUUGUACUGUAAAGCAAACCACUGUUUGAUGUGCAGUGUUGUCCUCUAAUAGUACUGUCUCUCUGCAUUUUGUCUAGUCGUGAGAGUCUUGACCAGUAUUUGCACAGAUCAGACUUUCGUCUAUGUUAAAUGUUACCAUAUCUUCCUGCCACGACCUGUUUAUUAUUACGUGGAAAUUCAUUUUUAUGCUGAAAUAUUUCAAUUCCAGAAGCAAAAGCUAUGAAGACAUUUAUUUAGAUGCAAGGACAAUGCCAGUCAAAAACUGUUACCGCUCCACAUUUCCUCAUUUGUAGUAUUUCACUCAUUGUAAAUACCUUACUGUGACAAAAUAUAAGGAAUA